UUAACGACAGCAUUGCAAGCGUCGCUCGCGAUAACUAUAUACCCAAUAUUCGGGGCACCUCGACGCCACAACGACGCAACGUUUUUGUAACAAGGCGCUAUAACAUUACUCACUUGUUCUAUUAGGACUGGGAGCAGGAGCAUGGAGGUUGCGAGGGGCUUGGAUAGUUGAUUAUGGCGUCAUUGAAGGCCCAGACCUCAAUAAGCAAGCGCUUCCACGACUCAUCCCGGGACACUGCGGACAAUGCAGCAUCUGCACAGGCGACGGGGCGUCGCAAUGGCCAGCGCCUUCACCGUGCACCACAGCGACGGACGCGCUCGUCGCGCACAGCGACGGCUGCCACGCUUGAUGCAUCAAGGCUGGCAGAAUUGACACCGGCCUUUUCGCAUGGCCCCGCAAACACAGCCACGGAGGCUUCAGGAUUGCUGGAGGCAGCUGCAUCGCUCAGAUGCAAGUCGCCGGAGGACUUGUCCGACGUGCUUGCCGCUCUAAUCAUGAGCGAAUGCGUCUACAAGAAGGUGGAGGGCAUCGGGCACGUAGCAGUGGCGGCGAAGGUGUCGGAGUUUGCUUCAGCUUUCCCGCCCGGCUGGAUCCAGCUGGAGUCGCUGCAGAUCACGCUGUCCGACAUCCCGCAGCACUACAUGAUCGCCACCACGCCCACCUCGCUGGUGGUGGCCUUCAUGGGCACCAAGCGCUGGGAGGACCUGCUGGCGGACGCCAACCUGCUGCACACGCCCGUGUGGGCCGAGUCGGCGGCGCUGGCGGCGGACGCGUCGUCCAUCCCGGCGGCGCACCGCGGCUUCCUGGAGCGCGCCCGCGCCAUCCACGUGGAGCAGCUGUACGAGCUGGCGGUCAGCAGGGGGCUGCGGCUGGUGCUGUGCGGCCACUCGCUGGGAGGCGCCGUCGCGAAGCUGUGCACGCUGCGGCUGCUGCGCGAGCUGCCGGACUGGCCGCGGCCGCGCGUGCGCUGCAUCGCCUUCGCCACGCCGGCGGUGGGCAAUGCGGCGCUGGCGGAGAUGGUGGCCAACGCCGGCUGGGCUGACCACUUCGCCUCCUACUACCUGCCUGAGGACCAGUUGGUGAGGCUGAUCAGCUUCUCGCAGGCGCGCACGCCCACGCCCUCAUCGUCGCCGUCGUCGCCGUCGGCAUCGGCAUCGGCAUCGGCAUCAGGUGACGUGGCCGCUGGGGUCAGCGAUGCCGAGAGCGCUGGCAGCGGCGCCGGCAGACCGCUGGCGGCAGCGGCACUGCGCCAGCGGGAGCAGCUGCAGGUGGAGAACGGCGGGCUGCCGCGUGUGGAGUCUUCUUCGAGCGUCGGCAGCACCGCCAGCCUUGCCAGCACCGGCAGUGGCAGCCUGCUGGGCAGCGCCGGCAGCGGCAGCCUGCUGGGCACUGCCGGCAGCGGCGUGUGGAGCCCCUGGACCUCGAGCGUUGAUGGCAGUGGCGGCAGCGGCACGCCCCUGGCGCGCCGCAGCCUGUCGCUGCCGGUCAGUCGCAGCAGCAGCCUCACUGGCCUGCAAUCCGCGGCAGCUGGCCUGGCGCGGCUGACCCACACCGAGAGCCUGGAUGAGGAGCAGGCCGGCGCGGCCAUGGAGGAGAUCCUGGCGCCCGGGCCCGAUGCGCUGGAGGCCGCCGCGGCGCCCGGCGGCGUGGCGGCGCUGGCCGCGGCGGCGGCCGCCAGCCACGGCGCCGCCGCCGGCGGCGGCCUUGGCGGCGAGGGCAGCGGCAGUGACUCGGAUGGGCUGGAGGCGGCGCAGCGGCAGGCAUUGUACGGCGGCGGCGCGGGCGGCAGCUGGGGCGUGCGGCUGGCACUCAAGCGGCGGCGCGCGAUCCGGCGCCUGCGGCACCUUGCCGCCAAAGCGCGCAUCCCGCUGCCCAAGGCCCUGCUGCCGGUUUCCCGCUACCACACCUUCGGCGAGCAGUGGUUCAUCACAGAGGACGGCGCGCUCAGUCCCGAGCAGCUGGAGCGCCGCCAGCAGCGCGAGCGCGCCUCGCAGCAGCAGCCGCAGCCCGCGGAGGCGCCCGACGGCGCGCGCGGCCUGUUCUCACACCACCGCAUGCUCGCGUACAGGCAGCGGCACCUGGACCUGGUACGCAGCAUGUGCAAGCGCGCCACCGCCGCCACCGGCCCGGCCGACUGCCCGUCCGAGAUGUCCAUGGACGGCGCGGCGGAGGCCCUGGCUUCACUCGAGCAACUCGCCAGCAGCAGCAACACCAACACCGCCCCCCCUCGCGGAGCCGGUGCGGGGUCGGCGGCCCAUUCCACUGUGCUGGGGGCGCCGGCGCCGCGCGCUGUGCAGCUGAUCGACUCGCUGGUGCCGCGCAUUGCGGUGCAUCGCGCCUCGCUGCGCGGCAUCCUGCCCUGCGAGCCCGAGCCCGAGGCCGCCGAGGAAGCCCAGCCGCAGCCGCAGACCCACCAGCCGCAGACACGGGCCCACCAGGCGCAGACCCAUCAGGCGCAGACACAGGCGCACGCCGCCGCCGGCACGGAGGGCCACCUGGUGCAGCCCUCCGCCAGCACGCCCGCCAUGGGCGCCCCUGCAACCGCUGCAACGGCUGGAGCUGCUGUGAGUACGGUCAAAGGCGGCAGCUGGUGGGCGGGCGGCCGCGCACGCUCCGCGCCGGCUGCGUCCACUCACGUCUCGCCGGGGCGCGCCGCCGCGCCUGCCGACGCUGCUGCCGAGCCCAUGGCCGCUGCGCCGGCGCCGUCACUCACGCCGCCCUCCUCGGCUUCGCCUCGGCAGCCGCAGCCCAACCUGCUGCGGUGGAUGCUGGGCGGCGCGGCGGCGGACGGUGCUGGCCACCCGGCCGGACGGGGCCGCAGCCGCAGCGCCCGCAGCCGCGGCGCAGCCGCCGGUACCGCUGACGAGCCGGUGCAGUUGGAGCUGGAGCUGGAGGGCGCCAACCUGCAGUACUGUCGCAAGGUCUCCGUCUCGCUCGUGCGCAGCAGCAGCAGCAACAGCAGCGCAGGCGCCAGCGCCGUGAACGUCGCGGCUGGCGCAUCUGUGGCAGCUCCCGCCGCAAUGGCGUCUGGCUCGCUGGCUGCUACCUCGCAAACUCCUUCGGAGCUCUCUGCGGCACCCGCCGAUGCCGCGUCGCCGGCGGCUCCUCACUCGCACAGCGCAGCCGCGCCGGCCACCCCAGAGCAGCCGGCGCACGUGCCCGCCGCGCCCGAGACCGGCAUGAGUACCACGACGAGCACGGAGGUGCCGUGCGAGGUGGUUCAGGUGCUGUAUGCGCAGCCCUACACGCCGGCCGCCAACCCGCCGCCGCUGCACCCGGUCUCCCUCAUCAGCAACACGCUGCACCACUUCACCGGAAGCCUCAUCCGCCGCUACCUGCGCCCAGCGGACGCCGCGGCUGCAGCCGCGGCCGCUGCCACGGCUGCGGCGCCCGGGCUGGGCCUGGGCCUCGCGCGCGGCAUGCCCUGGCGCCGCUGGGGCCGCGGCCGGGGCGGCCGCGGCGGAGCCGCGGCCGCUGCCGAAGGCGGCGCUACUGCUGCUUCUGCUGCUGCCAACGGCAGCUCGAGCGAGGAGGAGGGCGAGGGCGUGGAGGUGCCGGCCGACGCGGCGAUGCCUAGCCGCCUGCUGCUGCGCGUGACGCUGCCGCGCUCGAUCGCCGCCGGCCUGCUGGACGGCAGCCUGCGCGGCGACGCGCACCUGGCCGUCAGCGCGCGCUCCGACUUCCACGCCGUCGCCGACGUGCGCGUGGGCGUGGCGCGGCACCGUGUCGCCAUCCUGGGCACCUCGCCCUACGCCGCCUCCCUCGUGCAGGCCGCGCUAGCGGCGCCGGCGGCGCUGGCCGUGGCGGGCCGCGGCGAGAGCGAGGCGAUGGGCGUUGCCGCCGCCGGCGCCGGCCUGUUCGGUCUGCCCUGGCUGGCGCUGCCGCUGGCGUGGUCGCGGCCGGCGCGGGCGGCUGGCGCGGCAGCCAGCGCCGAGGCCGGCGCCGUGCCCGGCGGCGGCGCCGCCGCGGCCCCGGUGUGGGGUGUGCGCCUGCCGUUCCGGGCGGGCCGCGCCGGCAGGCAGCAGGCCGCCUGCGCUGCUGAUGCCGUCGGUGCUCCUGCAGUUAGCUCGGCGGCGUCGGCUGCGGGCGCGCUGGAGGCGCAGGUGGACGCGGCGGCGGAGAACACGGUGGCGGCGGCGCUUGCGGCCAUCCUGGCGGGCACGCUGGGCUGGCCGCACUCGCCGCAGGGCGACGAUGGCGUCAUUGGCGUGGGCCCUUACGGCCCCGCGCCCCGCGGCUAUGACCGCACCCGGGUCGUGUGCGCCGACGCGCCCGGCGACGCGCCGCUGCGGCCGGCGGCGGCCGUGGCUGCCGCCUACUACGCCGCGGGGCUGCCGCCGCGGCCGCGGCCGCGCCCCGGCCUGGUGCAGACGGCGCUGCAGUUCUCCGGCAGCCUGCUGCGCACCAAGUCGCAACGGCGCGGGGAGCAGCAGCAGCAGCUGCAGCAGGUGGCGGCCGGCCUUGCGGGUGCCGCGGGCGUGGCGGAGCGGGCGGCCGAGGAGGCGGCCGCGCAGUUGCUAGCCGCCAGUUCAGAGCCGGCGGCGGCGGGCCGCAUCGCGCGCCUGCCCCUGCUCGCCGCGCGCAAACAGCGCGCAAGCGCUCUGGGCAGCAGGCAAGGCGCUUCCGGUGCCGUCACGUCCGGUGACGCCGGCACUGCCGGGCAGCAGGCCCGUGUGCCGCUGCCGCUGCCGCCGCAGCUGGCUGCCUCGCUGCGCGCAUGGGCCGAGGUGCUGCCCGCGCUCGGCCGCUGGCAGCUGGAGUCGGGGCUGCGGCCGACCUUCGCCGCGGCCGCGGUCGGCGCCGCGGCCGCCAUCGUGGCUGGCACGACCGGCGUGGCGACGGCGGUGGGCGCCGCGGCGAUGCUGGCUGGCGCGCUGGGCGCCGCAACGGCGCCUACCCACGACGGCAGCGCCGCCGUUGUGAGCAACAUGGCAGUCAGCGUUGCCGCCACCGUCGCGGCCACCGCCGCAGCAGCGGCGUCCGCGGUGGCGGGCAGCGAGGCAACGAUUGCGGCCGCCACCGCGGCGGCGGCCGCCGCCACCCUUGCCGCCGCCAUGGCCACAACGGUGGUGGGCUCGUCGGUGCUGACCGGCGCGCACGGCGGCGUGCAAGCACCAUCGACGACGGCGGCGGCGGGUGGCCGCCUGGCGCAGGCGUCAUCGCCUCGGCCGCUCAUGUUGGGCGGGCGCUUCCCGGUCCUGCGCGCACCGGAGCUGGUGGCGGCGGCGGCACCGGUGUCCGUGUCCAACGGUACUGGCACGUCCUCAUUGGUGACCGGAGCCGGCGUGGCGGCGGGCCCGCCCGGGCCGCUGCCGCCCAAGUAUCCGGGUGCGUCGCCCGCGCCGCCGCGGCCUCCGUCCCGACUCGCCGGGCCCGUGGCGGGUGCCGGCGCGGCGGCGCCGCGGUGGGUGCUGCGGUUCGGCGCAGCGCCGGCGGCCAGCCCCGGCAUCGCGCCGGGCGGCACCCCGCGGCCGGGCAGCGGCAGCGGCAGCGGUGGCAACAACACGCAGGCGCGUGGCGGCGCUGGCGGUGCCGGCAAGGCCCUGGGCCGCGGCUGGGUGCUCUGGUGGCGGCCGUCGGCGUCCGCAGCCGGCAGCGCGGCGCCGGCCAUGCCCAUGGACCCGCAGCCCGCUGCACCGCAGCGCUGGGGCGCGCAGGCCGCCGGCCGGCGCGUCGUCAAGCAGCAGCCGCUGACGGCGCCGCCGGUGGUUGACGCCGCCGCCGUGGCGCCGCCCUCGGCUCGGGCCGCCACGCCGCUAGCGCACCUGCGCUCGCAGCUGCUGGGCUCGCUCAGCCGCGGCUCGGGCCGCGCCGUGCUGCCGCUGCCGCCGGCGCUGGCGGCGGAGGGCCUGGAGUUCUGCAACGCAAUGCUGGAGCCGCUGCAGCCGCCCGCGGCGGCAGCAGCGGCGGCAGCCAUUGCUACUGCCGCCAGGCCCGCUGUCGGACUACUGCGGCCGCUACAGCCGCUGCAGGCGCAGGUGCGGCAGAUGCCACAGAAUUAUCCUGGCAAGCCGCAGCCCAAGGGCUCCACAGGCCGGGGCGCCGUUGCGCCGGUGGCUGUGGAGGCUGUGCCUGCCGCCGCAGUGGCGGCGGCGCCGCUGGCCGGGCAGCCGCCGGUGGCGGGGCUGGCGCCGGUGGUGGCGAUGCGGCGGGUGACGGAGGGCCUGCGGCGGCAGCUGCUGCUGCACCGCGGCGUGUGGUGGCGGGCGCUGGUGGGCGGUGUGGUGGGCGCGCUGAUGCGGCCGGUGGCGCUGGUGGGCAUGCUGGGCCGACUGCCCAUCAUGGGCCUGCAGGCGUUCCGCCGCACGGGCGCGCAACCGCUGGCGGCAGCUGGUCCCGCCGGUGCAGCCGGCGCCGCCGCUCUGGCCGCUGCCUCAGCCGCCGCAGCGCAGCUGCAGGCGACAGCGGCGGCGGCGCAGCCGCCGCCAGCGCUGACGCUGCCCGCCGCGCCAGCGGCGGCGGCAGCUGCUGCCGCCGGCUGGGAGGCGGUGGUGGUGGUGGGCUCCUGCCGCGACCCGCUGCGGGCGCUGCGCACCAAGGACAUGGCUGCCCUGAGGGCGCACGCCGACACCUGCCCGCUGGUGCCCGUGCUCCUCACCUGCGCCGGCACGCCGCCGGGCCGCCGCGCCGCCGCGCGCGACACGCUGGCGGCGGCGUGCGGCGUGGAGCCCGGCGCCGUGCGCGUGCUGGUGGUGGAAGAGGCGCUGCUGCACCGCCCCGCGGCCCUGGUGCCGCACACCGACCUGCCGACCGUGUGGGAGCAGCUGGGCGGCUGCGCCGGCGCGGCGGAGCUGCGCCGCGCGGUGCGGGCGGCGGUGACGGCGACACGGGCGGCGCCGGAGGCGGCCACGGUGACGAUGCCAACGACCGCGGAGGCGGCCGCGGCCCCUUGGGGUGUGCUGGCAGCGACGGGCGUGGCUGGUAGCGAUGGUGUGGGCAGGGCGGUGGGCAGCCGGGUUGAGGCCGUGCCGGGCCGCGUGCUGGCGGCCGGGGGUGCCGCGGCUGUGGCGGCAGAGGGCACGCGGCGCGUGCGUUAUCACCCGCUUCUGAGCAACUCGAGGGCCUGAGCCCAGAUUAUUUCUUCUUUCAGGUGAUUAUUAGAAAGGCAUGGAGGCCUUAUGUUGGCAGGGCGUGUUGCCUUGGUAUCAUUUUGCUGCUCUGAAUGCCACGCACGGUACCCAUUGGGACACGGUUGCGGCAUGGAGCUGGUGAGGCAGGGUAGUGUAGCUGGGGGGACAUACCAGGCGGGAAGCAGGGCAGGCCACUUGAGAAAGAUUGGGCGAAGAUCGGAGUGCACCGUUAUGUUAGCACAGGUUGAAUUCUUUGCAAGAUGCAAGUGUCAGGCAAGGGCAAUUUUAUCAAUGGCUGCGCCCCGAAGGUACGCGUGUCAGGCAUGUCAGGGCUUGCUAUUUAAAUCAAUUCCCUGUGGCCUGGUAAAUGAGAUUAGUGGUGUAGACAUUACCCGGGUCCCGCAGCCUGUGGGAGCCAUAUGCCCUGCAAUCUGCGGGCCGGGUCGUUUGUGGCUCUAGGAGUGCUCUAGCUUCAGUAUUGCGCCGGUGCCAUUGCCGCUGCGCAUGUUUGCCAUACUAUCGUCGUAUCAAGCCAUCUAAAAGACAAGAGCUGUGCGGCGUGUGGUAGGCUGGCGACAUGUUCCAGCCCAAAGCACGUUGCCGGGGCGUGGGAAAAAGAAUGCGUCGGCCAUGCCUGUGCCGGCCGACCUUUGCGGUGUUCAGCUGGGGCUCGGGCGAUCGGAUCGGGUAGAUUAAAGGCCGUGCUUGUAGACAGACUGUGUGCCGUAUGGGUCAGGUCACGUGUGUGCGUGGGGUUUUGGAAACAGCAAUGUGCUGCACAAGUGCGAAUGCGUUUGGUGUGUGCGCGAAGGCUGCAGUCGCGGGGUCUGGUGGCGGACAGGGGCUGGCUGCAUGCGACAGCGUACACGGUGAUUUGUCAGUGUCAGGGGCCGGAGCGGGGGGCGGGGUGCGAAGGGCAUUCUCGCUAAUGACGGGAUGCACUGGAGCCAAGAACGGCGCACGUGUGCACCGACGGGCGCGUCGCCCGGUCACAACAAAGCUGAGACGGACGAAGCGUUGAUGAUGAGCCGUGUAAUGAGAUUGCGUCCAGGGUUCCACGGGCCAAUGGUCGGAUGACGCUACGCUGGCUGCGGUAAAGGCUGAGUUGCGCGUUCGAACGCUGUCAUCACCCCUCGUCCGACACAUGGCAGCGACACGCAGUGGGAGAUGCUCCAGCCCUCCCAUGCCAACGUAUCUUUGCUGUCGU
Molecule: messenger RNA, 8277 nt
Organism: Chlamydomonas reinhardtii
Lineage: Eukaryota; Viridiplantae; Chlorophyta; Chlorophyceae; Chlamydomonadales; Chlamydomonadaceae
Exons: 7
Coding region: 495-7067 (2190 amino acids)
Biological process (GO): lipid metabolic process
Source: RefSeq, a predicted model, not a curated record